AUGUAUCAUCUUUUUAUAUGUAAAGGGUACGUUUAAACUUCAAACGUAAAAUUAUGACAUAUGCAUCGUGUUUCCCUUGUGGGAUGUGUUAUUGACACUGAAUGGGUUUGCUGCUGCCCAUGUCAAGGAAUCCAACUGAGUCUUCUUGUGCUGCAGGCUCCUGUCCAACAGUCCAAUGAUGAUGUCUGUGCUGUGGUAUUUUGCAGCUGGGCUGGCGUUUUGCACCAAAAACCCAUCUUGGGCUUUUGAAAUCAUCUCCACCAAGGAGGACUAUUACGCAGUCAAAGAAUCAAACGUCACGCUUUCCUGCAAAUUCACACAUGACUUCGAUAACAUCUCAAACAGAAUUAUAAUUAGGUGGUAUUUUCAGUCUCCAGAAGAAAAGCAGACAGAGAUGUUAAUGUAUCAUGGAGGCCAACUUGAUAUUGACCCAAACUACAGCAGGGUUCACUUCACAACUCCUGAACCCGGCCAUGGAGAUGCUUCCAUAGAGAUUAGUGACCUGCGUAUGUCAGACGAGGGGAUCUACCAGUGCAGCCUAGGGUGCAAGCUGAAUCUGCAUUCUAGUACCAACAUAAUUAGGAACAAGAUCGCGAGACUGAAAGUCAUGGAGAAGCUGAGCACACCAGUUUGUGCCAUGGAAGGCGAUCCUGUGUGGGGCAAUGACGUGACGCUCCAAUGCGAAUCCUCACAAGGCACCCCCCCGCUGAAUUACAGCUGGAAAAAGAUGAGUGGAAACCAGAUGUUGCCUCCUAACGCCAGUGGGGACGCCAUAGGAGGGAACUUGACUGUAAAAAGGCUCUCCGAGGACAACUGUGGACGCUAUCGCUGUACGGUGGAAAAUCUGGUUGAGACCCAACUCUGUGAGAUCCUACUACCGUGUCUAAAUGACCCAGUGAUGGUGAGAAGAAACAAAAUAAAAGUUAUCACUGCAGCGGCAACGUCAAUCGUUAUCCUUUUGGUGGUUAUUGUUGUCAGUGUUUGGGACUUGAGGAGAAUUAAUCAUCAAGAGCAAGUGACCAUAUAAAUAGUGGCGACACCUCAUCCAAGUGGUUUUCCACUGAGAAAACCUUCCGACAAACAUUUUUCUGACACUCAACUGUGGUUUUUACCCCUAGGGUAAAUACAUGUUUAUGGUGAGGUAGGCGCUCUUGGAGGAUGACACCCUGUAACAUUUGUCAUGCGACCUAAUUUGAGGACACAUUUAAAGGUUAUGUACACAUGAAGAACACCGAUUGGUCCAAGAUGUCCAUUUGAGAAAAUAAAUUAUUUUGAUUAAAAUCACAGAAAGAAACCUCUCCACUGCAACAACCAAGACAAAAGAGCUGUCAUAGGACCAUUGUGGACCUGCACAAGACUACUUUGGUCUACAAGAAGCUUUUUGAGAAGAGAUCGCUAUUGGCUUAAUAAUUCAUAAAUGGAACACAUACAAAAUAACAGUCAAAAUCUCCAUUACUCACAGGAUGAUUGAGAGAAAGGUGAGGGAGCAGAGCCUAUUUUCAAAAGAGGAGCUGGUAACAAUCUCAAGGAAGUUGGAAAACGCAUUUUCUCCACCAAGUACUGUGUGACAUUUUGCAUAACGUAUUCAUUUAUAACCUUUACUUACGUAAUUUUUUCAUGUUUUUAAUGACAUUCAGUUUUUGUUAAAAUAAAACUGCAGUGGUAUUUUAACACGAGUAUGAGUAGAUAAUGAGCAGUCUCUCAGCUUCUUGUUAUUCUUAAGGUUGAGAGCGUUUUUAGUGGGUUGAAGUGAUAUUUGUGAAAGGGUUAAUGCCGUUUGAGUGAUAGUUGUUCCUGUUUUUAUUUUUACUCAAGAAACAAAACUGAACAAUAAAUUGUUGAUAUCGUA
Messenger RNA from Entelurus aequoreus (snake pipefish), 1849 nucleotides. RefSeq names its product coxsackievirus and adenovirus receptor homolog. Gene Ontology annotation, molecular function: cell adhesion molecule binding. Bases 176 to 1027 code for a protein of 283 amino acids. Gene Ontology annotation, cellular component: intercalated disc; bicellular tight junction; basolateral plasma membrane. NCBI's taxonomy places the organism in Eukaryota, Metazoa, Chordata, Actinopteri, Syngnathiformes, Syngnathidae. The transcript is spliced from 2 exons. The record is from RefSeq and is a predicted model, not a curated record. Gene Ontology annotation, biological process: homotypic cell-cell adhesion.